GCGGCUCGUCAUCUUUGAGGCGGCCAGUUCGAAUGCAGAGCUCGGUGAGCGGAGGUGCGGGCCUGGAUGCUGGACUUCCCUCUCUCGCUGCAUCCCUGCGUCGUCCUUGUUUCUUCACACCGUAUUAACCCUGGAGUUCUGGUUCUUCUGCCUCCACGAUGGCCUGUGGUCUACAGAAGCUAUUUGCUGUGGAGGCAGACUUUGAAGAUGAGGAUUUUCUGUCAGCUGUGAAUGAUGUGGAGAAGCAAGCCCUGGAUCCACCUACAGAUAGCUCAAGAUGUCUUAGACCCCUCUCAACUGGGUUGAGAGCCCCCAGCACCACCAUUCCGGUCUCUGAGGGCCCAAGGAUGACCAUGUCCCCAGUCUUGCAGGUGCAGAACUGCUCCAGACUAAGGUUUGGAGAAGGUAAUGUCAAAAGCAGCCAGAAGACUCCUCUGGCGACCAGCUUCACAGUUCAGAAGGACCUGGCACCCACUGCAACUGAAUGUAAAUCGAGCGGCACUUCAGACACAAGGUUCAGGUUUGUGAAGCAGCCUCCAGCUAAGCUCCCCACUGGGGGUGCCCCCUACAAUGAGGAAAUUGACAAUGAGCUUGUAUUGGCUGCAUGCAUGGUUCUGGAAGAGUCUGAUACACAGUCGUGUCCGGGGUCCUUCAGGUCCAACUAUGUGUCCUGGGAGCAAAUGCGAGAUAAUAGUGUAGCAACAGCGAAGAAACCACGAGUGGUAGAUUCGCUGGCAUUGACUGACACUUUUGUGUCAGAGACCUCACAGUUGGAAAAGACCAGGAAACAACCUGUGGUCAUCAGCCAUCUCCAUCAGGCAGAGACUUCUCCAAAGUUGCCUUUGAGGCCUCCUGCCAUGGACUCUUCCUUGUCUCAGUCUCGCCUAGGGUUGAGUAGCAGCACUUGUGCCCUUUCAAACUCCAGCUGCCAGGUGCUCAGGCCUUUCCAGGCAUCUCUGCAUAAGCCCACUGCCGCAUCCAACAGCCCAUGCUUGCCUCUGGUUAGAUCCUGCUCUUCUUUUCAGUCAGCAAGUACCCCAACAAGGCCGCACAAACCAUGGAUGCCAAAUCAGAGCUGCUCUGUGUCCAGAACGGCCAAUUCUGGUGCUCAGCUGCUUUCUGCAUAUGGUCCCCCAGCAACCUCUAUGGAGACUUCACCUGCCAACCCUAAAGUUACCGGAAACCUCCAGUCACCUGUGGUCACCAAUCACCUUGUCCGUUUGGUCACAGCAGCCAACAAGAUGCCAGAGCCAGUCGCCCAAGUUCCUUUGCGGGCUAAGACGCGGCGCUUCCCAGGACCUGCUGGCAUUCUGCCACAUCAACCAAAUGGGAAAAACUUAGAAGAGAUUCUCAUUACAACUCCACAGACACCAACUCAUGGGGCUCUAGCGAAGCUGCGGACGGAGGAGAUGCCUCCUUCCCAGCAGCCAAUAGAAGACGAAUUUGGAAGAGGCCCUUGGGCUGCAAUGAAAACGGAGCUGGGAUUGGACGAGAGAGAUCCGUCCUGCUUCCUUAGGACAUACAGUGUCGUUAUGGUUCUCCGUAAGGCAGCCCUGAAGCAGCUCCCAAAGAACAAGGUUCCUAACAUGGCUGUGAUGAUUAAGUCGGUAAUGCAGACCAACGUUGACGCGGGUGCCAUGUUCAAAGACCCUACUGGAGAAAUGCAGGGCACAAUACAUCGCCUGUUGCUGGAGGAGAAACAAAGUGAAUUUAAGGCUGGUUCAGUGCUUCUGCUAAAGCAGGUGGGUGUGUUCUCCCCAUCCUAUCGCAACCACUACCUCAAUGUGACACCCAGUAAUUUGGUGAAGAUAUAUCCUCCGGGAUUCAGCAAUGAGAAGUUAUGCCAAGAGAUUGAGGGAGGAAUGCAGAUGGAGCCAACACAGGCUGCGCCGGAAUUCCAGCAGGAUCCUCCCACCAACACCCCCGUUGCCAUGACUACAGCAGACAACAGGAACAAAGGAGGACAUGAGAUGGAUGAGGACCGCUGUCAGCGCGUAUCGGCAUUGGAUGAAGGGUCAUCAUCGACAUCAAUUCCACGGGUCUCUGGAGCAGGCAAAUCAGUUUUGCACUUUCCAUCCCCAAAGGCUGAAACAACUGAUUUGGAUGACCUGGACCAGCUUCUUGGAGAACUACCUGAUGACUUUUUCUCCAACUUUGAUGCCCAAAGCAAUCUAUGAUAGCUCACUGAUGCUCAAAUAAGAGGACCUGCUGUCAUAGAACCAUGGCUAUUGUCCUGAGCCCUGCACAGACUUUUUUGCCCAGUGAGGCUGACUCCCUUGCACAUAUCUUUGAGAUUUUUGCCUUCAGCAUCUUUAUCAACAUUGGUUGCAAUUGGAGAAAAGACGCUCCUUCUGUAAUUGGACAGAAACUGGAGCCCCAGCAGGAACAGCAUUGGACAUUAAGCUCCUACUACUUCUGAUUUUACUGCAGCCUGCCAUUUGUUCAAAGGCACAGCCUUCCAAGCAACAAGAUAUCUGGCAGUACACACCCAGCAUCAAACCUUAUUCCAGACCUACUUCUGCCUGCGCGGCACUUUGCCUGGUUGUUUAAACCAGCCAGAACGGUCGUUUAGCACAUUAAGCAGCUGUCGAUCCCUUCCGAUUUGAAACACUAUCUCUCCUGAUGCCUGCUUUGGUACUCUGUCACAAACCACGUCAAGGGCAACAUGCGAAUAAUCUUGUAAAUAACCUUGUAAAUAAUCUUAUGCGGAUGGAAGCAGUUAGCAAAAUGUGUGAAGUUGACUUUUGCCGAUAGAACCUUGCGAAAUAGAUGUUUGUGAAAGGAAGGUUUUGAGCAUGUUGUAUCUUUUUAUUUAAUCCUUACCUUUUAUUCCUUUGCGAUUGACAUUUUGAUUGACCGUGGGUUUUAAAGGGAGUGUGUGCAUAAUAUGUUUUAUACAUAUGAACUUAGAGAUCUGGCUCCAGAAAGGCAAGUAACCUUCUCUGCCAGGUAGCUCAUGCCAAUUUGAACUCUGGAUGUCGUAGCAGCCAUUCCUAGUACUGAGGCACUUAUAUGCGCACUGGUUACUUCACACAAGCAGGGAUGGGAGUCUGUGAUCCUCCUGUUGUUGGACUCCACUUCCCAUCAGCCCCAGCCCCCUUGGCAAAUGGUCAUUGAUUGGCUAAUGGACGGAAGCUCUUGGACUGGAGGACCACAAGCCUCCCAUCCCCGCUACCUCUCAAUUUUCAGAGUUGGCGCCGUAUACCCAUUGCAUGAUUGCACUUCUCUACAUAUUGAAGUGAGGAGCAUCCCCUGUUCAUGUAGAGCUGCUUGGAUACAUACAAUCACCUCCAUAUACUACAUGGAAAAUGUGGGUCUGAGAUAUCGAAGCUGGAUAAACCCAGUUUUCUUGUUUGUCUCCUUGGGAAAUUUAGAGCAAAACAGAAUGCUGGCAAUAAAGAACCAGAAACAGCAAAAAUGGAAUGCGUUUUUCUUCCCAUAAAGUGCUGCAGUCAAUGCUGUGGUAGUUUGACCAGUUGUGUCAAUGUAUGUGAUCAAAUUUCAUAAAUUUAUUCAAAUGACAAAAACUGGUGUGUUGGAACUGGUUGUCCACAUGCACUUUUCGGAGAUGGUCUCAUAAGUGUAUAAUAAGAAAUGUGUGACAUUGCUGCUGUCAUCCCCUGCAAGAUUAGGUGUUUAAAUAUGCUUAUAGAACUAUAAUACAGUGGCAUGCAGAGAACAACUCACUGUCGGAUUGGUUGGAGGGAAAAAAUACAGCCCCUGGAGCCUUUUUUCAAACAGAUAUUUCAGUUAAUGACAAAUAAAAAGGG
Podarcis raffonei (Aeolian wall lizard) is the source of this 3770-nucleotide messenger RNA. It is a transcript of the gene HROB, whose product is annotated as homologous recombination factor with OB-fold. Gene Ontology annotation, biological process: recombinational repair. NCBI's taxonomy places the organism in Eukaryota, Metazoa, Chordata, Lepidosauria, Squamata, Lacertidae. The coding region runs from base 159 to 2177 and encodes 672 amino acids. The record is from RefSeq and is a predicted model, not a curated record. The transcript has 10 exons.